Molecule: messenger RNA, 2415 nt
Organism: Orycteropus afer afer
Lineage: Eukaryota; Metazoa; Chordata; Mammalia; Tubulidentata; Orycteropodidae
Source: RefSeq, a predicted model, not a curated record
AUGGAGGCUGGAUGCUUGAGACAGGGAGAUGGAUUUGAAGAUUACGGACCAGAUGGUGGUAACAUGAGGGUAACGGCCUUCUUGGACAUCCCAGGCCAGGACGAUCUGCCUCCACUCACUCGCCUGGAAAAGUAUGCUUUCAGCGAUAACAUCUUCAACCAUCAGAUUAUUGCCAGAGGAUUGCUUGAUAUCUUCCGGGACUUCAGCGGCAAUGAAGAAGAUUUCUUAACGGUGAUGGAGAUUGUGGUCAGAUUAUCAGAAGAUGCAGAGCCCACCGUGAGGACUGAGCUGAUGGAACAGAUUCCCCCUGUCGCCCUGUUUCUGCAAGAAAACAGAUCCGAUUUCCCAGUGGUGCUCUCUGAGUAUCUCACACCUAUCGUCGUGAGGUGCCUCGCAGACCCAAACAAUCAGGUUAGGAAGUCCAGUCAGGAGGUGCUGCUGGUUCUUCUGGAGCAGGAUCUCAUUUUCCAGCAUGACAUUGAGAACAAAGUGUGUCCGAUCCUGCUCAAUCUGUCGGCCCCUGACAGCGAUGAUGAGUACAAGGCAGAAGCUGUGAACAUCAUCUGCAGAAUGGCUUCCAUGCUGAGCAAGAGCACCGUCGUGCGUCUGCUGCUGCCCCGCUUCUGUGAACUGUGUGGCGAUGGGAAGCUCUUCCAAGUGCGCAAGGUGUGUGCAACCAAUUUUGGUGAUAUUUGUCAUGCCGUUGGACAAGAGGCCACCGAGAAGUUCUUGAUCCCAAAGUUCUUUGAGCUCUGCUCGGAUACCGUGUGGGGGAUGCGGAAAGCCUGUGCUGAGUGCUUCAUGGCCGUGUCCUACACCACCUCGCCCGAGGUCCGCAGGGCCAAGCUCUCACCGCUCUUCAUCAGGCUCGUCAGCGACCCCUGUCGAUGGGUGCGCCAGGCCGCCUUCCAGUCCCUCGGGCCCUUCAUUUCCACCUUUGCAAACCCCUCCCGGGCUGGCUUGUACGUCCAAGAAGAUGGGACCCUGAGCAUCCGCCCACCAGGCCGGGACCGAGACCCCAGCGCUCCCCCCAUAGGCAGCUGUGCUGACCCUUCCUCAGUCUGGGACUUAGAGCUGCUUGUGGGCAAGGCUGGGCAGCAGAAAGACUCCUGCUGCCAACUCGAGACCACACAUGACACCUGCGUGCCCAGCAGUGAGAUUCAGAAAGUCCUUGACAGCCUGCAGGAGCACAUGGUGGGUGACCCAGAUGUCCAAGCUCAAGUUCAGGUCUUAUCAGCUGCACUGAGAGCAGCACAGCUUGAUUCCACGGACUUGUCUGAGAGCAAACCGACAGGAGCCCUAAAUGAAGUGUCGGCUGCGGGCCCCCGCUCAGCCUGUGCCCAUCAGAUGGCGCCGUCUGCCGCCUCCUCUCCGGAUGCACUCGCCGCCGCCAGGAUAUUACAAAGCACUGAUGUCAUCCCUCAGCCACUGCUUGACCAGUACGUGUCGAUGACUGACCCAGCUCGCGCCCAGACUGUGGACACUGACAUAGCCAAGCACUGUGCGUACAGCCUGCCAGGGGUGGCACUCACUCUGGGCCGGCAAAACUGGCACUGCCUGAAGGACACCUACGAAACACUGGCUUCCGACGUGCAGUGGAAGGUGCGUCGGACACUCGCCUUCUCCAUUCACGAGCUAGCUGUGAUUCUUGGGGACCAGCUAACGGCAGCCGACUUGGUGCCUGUCUUCAACGGAUUCUUGAAGGACCUGGAUGAAGUGCGCGUCGGGGUCCUUAAACACCUGUACGAUUUUCUGAAGUUGCUUCAUGCAGAUAAGAGGAGAGAAUAUCUCUAUCAGCUUCAGGAAUUUGUGGUGACAGAUAACAGCAGGAAUUGGAGGUUUCGAUAUGAACUAGCAGAACAGCUGAUCCUGCUCCUGGAGCUGUACAACCCGGCAGACGUGUCGGAGCACCUGAGCCACGUGGCCUUCAGGCUGUGCGCGGACAAGGUGUCGGAAGUGCGCUGGAUCUCCUUCAAGCUAGCCGUGGCCAUCCUGCGCAAGUUCUACUCCAGCAGCGAGCGUGCGCUGGGCUUGCGCUUCAUCGGUGAGCUCAUCGCCAGGUUCCGGCACUGCCCGAAGUGGGUUGGCAGGCAGGCCUUCGCCUUCAUCUGUCAGGCGGUGGUGAGUGAGGAGUGCAUCCCCGUGGACCAGUUUGUUGAACACCUGCUCCCCAGCCUCCUCAGCCUUGCGUCGGAUCCUGUGCCGAACGUGCGGGUUUUGCUCGCCAAAGCUCUGAGGCAGACGCUGUUGGAAAAGGCGUAUUUCAGAAAUGCCGGGAACCCUCAUCUUGACAUCGUGCAAGCGACCGUCCUUGCUCUGCAGUCGGACCGGGACCAGGACGUUUCCUUCUUUGCCACCCUUGAACCAAAGCGGCGGAACAUUACAGACACCACCGUGUUACAGAGCCAGAACUGA